AUGAGGGUUUGAUUUCACCUGGAACACAUUAUGAUGUCAGCUGUCUGUAGGAGUGUUACACGAUAUUAAUAAACGAUUCAACACAUUAAUCCCUCUGCUGCUAAACACACCGAGUGCUACUGGACAACAGCGCCCCCUAGCCGCAUGUUGGGACGCUGCAUCACGCUUGGAAUAAUAAUAAAAAAAACCUCCAUCAUCCUCCUGAUGCGAGCAUCGAUUCGGCGGAGCAUCCUCCCAAACCUCCCGACACUCAUGACCGCCGAGUAGGGCCGCUGAUAACACACCGAGGGACACCGGGACCGGAAGAUGGCGAAGCACCGCAAAGAACGAGACAGCUGGGGUGAGUGGUCCCUCAGUGAUAAAAAUGUGUACGACUGGAGCUCAGAGGAGGAGGAGCCUGAUGGACGCGCCCGACCUGUGCAGGUGCUGCUGGUCAAAGACGACCACACCUUCGAGCUUGAUGAGGUGGCGCUGAGUCGCAUCCUACUCGCUGAGGAGGUCAGAGACCGCCAGGUGGUCGCCAUCUCUGUGGCCGGAGCUUUCCGCAAGGGCAAGUCCUUCCUCAUGGACUUCAUGCUGCGCUACAUGUACAAACAGGCGUCUGACGGCUGGCUCGGAGACUCAGACGAGCCUCUGACCGGCUUCUCCUGGAGGGGGGGCUCGGAGAGGGAGACCACAGGGAUCCAGAUCUGGAGCGAGGUCUUCCUGGUGGACAAACCAGACGGGAGGAAGGUGGCUGUGCUGCUGAUGGACACACAGGGGACGUUUGACAGCCAAUCGACUCUGAGAGAUUCAGCCACCGUGUUUGCUCUGAGCACCAUGAUCAGCUCCAUGCAGGUGUACAACAUCUCCCAGAACGUCCAAGAGGACGACCUCCAGCACCUGCAGCUUUUCACAGAAUACGGCAGACUGGCCAUGGAGGAGACUUUCCUCAAACCAUUCCAGUCGAUGAUCUUCCUGGUAAGAGAUUGGAGCUUUCCGUACGAGUUCCCGUACGGUCAGGAGGGAGGGAUGAAGUUCCUGGAGAAGAGACUGAAGAUUUCAGAGAACCAGCAUGAGGAGCUGCAGAACGUCCGUAAACACAUCCACUCGUGUUUCACCAACAUAUCCUGUUUCCUGAUGCCUCACCCCGGCCUCAAGGUGGCCACCAACCCGCACUUUGAUGGACGCAUUAAAGAGAUCGACGGAGACUUCCUGAAUAACCUGAAGGUUCUCGUUCCGUGGCUGCUCAGCCCUGGAAGCAUCGACGUGAAGGAGAUCAACGGCAGCGAGAUCACCUGCAGAGGUCUGCUGGAGUACUUCAAGGCAUACAUUAAGAUCUAUCAGGGCGAGGAGCUGCCUCAUCCAAAGUCCAUGCUGCAGGCCACGGCGGAGGCCAAUAACUUGGCAGCUGUAGCGGCGGCGAAGGAUCUGUACAAUAAGAAGAUGGAGGAGGUGUGUGGGGGGGACCGGCCCUUCCUGGCCCCCAGCGAGCUGCAGGCCCGUCACGGCGCCAUCAGGGAGGAGGCGCUGCAGGUGUUUCGGGGCGUGAAGAAAAUGGGAGGCGAGGAGUUCAGCCGGCGUUACCUGCAGCAGCUGGAGGGAGAGAUCGACGAGGUGUUCGUCCAGUACAUCAAGCACAACGACUCCAAGAACAUUUUCCACGCCGCACGCACGCCGGCCACGCUGUUCGUGGUCAUCUUUGUCAUGUACGUGGCGGCAGGCAUCACAGGCUUUGUGGGCGUGGACAUCAUCGCCAGUCUGUGUAACAUGAUCCUGGGUCUGGCUCUGAUCACACUCUGCACCUGGGCCUACAUCCGCUACUCCGGGGAGUACCGAGAGCUCGGCGCCGUCAUCGACCAGGUGGCCGGAGCGCUUUGGGACCAGGGGAGCACUAACGAGGCGCUCUACAAGCUCUAUAAUGUAGCAGCCAAUCACAGGCACCUGUACCACCACGCCUUCCCUGGGCCUCAGGUAGAGGAGGAGGCCGAGGAGGAGGACAGGAAGAGGGAUUGAUUGGAGCAGGGACUUCAUGUUGAUGGACAGGAGGAGGAGGAGCUUCGUCUCCCAUCAGGCACUCUGUUUUUCUGGCCCACCAUACAUCCUCUGCUUUAACCCCUCGAACAGACUGUAUAAUGUUCAUGAUGAGGUCACAGCGCCCCCUGUGGUGCAGCCUGAGUUCACUGGAUGGCCGGUGUUCUUGUCUGUGAACAUAUAUAGUUAAGGUGUACAGACGCCACGCUGAUCCGUCAGCUUCAUAUUACACGGUUUAUGUCUCAUCACUCCAGAUGCUUUUAAACUAGAGUGUGACCCCCUCCACCUGUGACAGUGGUUCUGUUCUUUACAAUUUAGUGCUCUUUAUAGGAAACAAAAUGUAAGACCUGAUGUCUGAAAGCCUCAAUGUGUCAUGUCAGUGUUUCAGCCUCCUCAGCAUGAUAAAUGGUUAUCUGUCAUCUUUGAGCUCUUAAAGCAGCUUUACUUUAUAAAACUGGAGUUUAAUGGUUGUGACAAAGUGUUUCUGUGCCAUCACAUUCACACACAUGCAGCUUCAUGCAGACGCCGCCUGCCGAAGUGCUUUUGCAAUGCAGACGCCCGCCGACAUUCAGACGCCUGCCUGCCGACACAUGGACACCUUCCUGCAAAUGACUGCCUGCAGACAUGCAGACAUACCUGUCUGCAGACGCCUGCCUGCAGACGCCUGCCUGCAGACAUGCAGACAUACCUGCCUGCAGACAUACCUGCCUGCAGACUAACCUGCCUGCAGACGCCUGCCUGCAGACAUGCAGACAUACCUGCCUGCAGACAUGCAGACAUACCUGCCUGCAGACGCCUGCCUGCAGACAUGCAGACAUGCAGACAUACCUGCCUGCAGACGCCUGCCUGCAGACAUGCAGACAUACCUGCCUGCAGACGCCUGCCUGCAGACAGGCAGACAUACCUGCCUGCAGACGCCUGCCUGCAGACAGGCAGACAUACCUGCCUGCAGACGCCUGCCUGCAGACAUGCAGACAUGCAGACAUACCUGCCUGCAGACGCCUGCCUGCAGACAUGCAGACAUACCUGCCUGCAGACGCCUGCCUGCAGACACGCCUACUCAAAUGCAGACGCCUGCCGACACGAGUUAGUAUUUUUGUUCCUUUGACUUCAGGGAGUUUUUUAAUGCACACAUUGAUCGCUCCACUUCAAUAGACAAAAACAAAGUAGUUCGUAUGGAGACCAGAACUUUAUGAUAUUCACAUUUUUAUUAGCGGACGUAAAGAAGAAACAAACUGCAAACUUUAUUAUUCAGUUGUAUUUUUAAUAAACACAAAGUCAGAUCUGUACAUGAUGA
Messenger RNA from Labrus bergylta (ballan wrasse), 3310 nucleotides. NCBI's taxonomy places the organism in Eukaryota, Metazoa, Chordata, Actinopteri, Labriformes, Labridae. The record is from RefSeq and is a predicted model, not a curated record.